UUGUGAUCUCUGCUGUACUGUCAUCGCCGCCGUGGGUGUUCCUUCGGUGCGGAGUCCGGAGUGGCUGUGAUGAGCAUCAUGACAACAGAAAAGAACCCAACGGCCGACACUGACAACUCAGAGCAACAGCAAACCAAGGAGGAGGAAGGAGCUGCUGAAACACAGAAGCAAGAGGCUUCCCUGGGGGAAGGGGCUCAGCCAACACCGGAGAGACAGCCCCAGAGGCAGAAGGCCUCCAACGGAGACACCCCCACACACGAGGAGCAGAGCAAGAAGGAACGUCGCACCUCUGAGGGCCGGGGGCUCUCCCGCCUCUUCUCCUCCUUCCUCAGGAGGCCCAAGUCUCAGGUAUCGGAAGAGGACAAAGACACUGAUGCUCCUAAAGAGGUGGGAGGUGGUGACCCGAAAGACGCAGAAUUAGGAGCCAGCCCUGAUGAAGACAUCCUGGUGAAAGCCCCAAUUGCAGCUCCUGAGCCUGAGCUCAAAACUGACCCAUCGCUCGAUCUCCAUUCCUUGAGCAGUGCAGAAACACAGCCUGCUCAGGAGGAGAGGAGGGACGACCAGGAGCCAGAGGGAAGAGACCACGAGGACAGGGAAGAAGGGGAAGCAAAGGAAGAGGGUGCCAAGCCAGUACCGAAGCCAGAGUCUCUGGAGACUAAAGCAGACAAGGAUUUGAAAGCUGCCCAAAAAACAGUGAAAAGACACAGAAACAUGUACUGCAAAGUUGUCUUGCUGGAUGACACCAUUUUUGAGUGUUCUGUGGAUAAACAUGCCAAGGGACAGGAUCUGCUUAAAAAAGUAUGUGACCACCUCAAUCUGCUGGAAGAAGACUACUUUGGUUUGGCCAUAUGGGAUACACCAACCUCCAGGACAUGGCUGGAUCCUGCCAAAGAAAUAAAAAAGCAGGUUCAUGGAGGCCCCUGGGAUUUUACCUUCAAUGUCAAGUUUUAUCCACCAGAUCCUGCCCAGCUAACAGAGGACAUCACCAGGUAUUACCUGUGUCUGCAGCUUAGACAUGACAUUCUUACAGGGCGGCUGCCCUGUUCCUUUGCCACCUUGGCUCUGCUGGGCUCCUACACGGUCCAGUCAGAGUUGGGAGACUACGAUCCUGAUCUCCAUGGCCCAGAUUACAUCAGUGAGUUCAAACUGGCCCCAAACCAGACAAAAGAACUUGAAGAAAAGGUUGUUGAACUUCAUAAAACAUAUAGAUCCAUGACUCCAGCCCAAGCAGACCUGGAAUUUCUUGAGAAUGCAAAAAAGCUUUCCAUGUAUGGAGUUGACCUUCACCAAGCCAAGGACUUGGAAGGCGUGGAUAUCACUCUGGGAGUCUGUUCCAGUGGCCUUCUUGUUUACAAAGAUAAACUGAGAAUCAACCGCUUCCCGUGGCCCAAAGUCCUGAAGAUCUCCUACAAACGCAGCAGCUUUUUCAUAAAGAUUCGGCCAGGGGAGCAAGAACAGUAUGAAAGUACAAUUGGGUUCAAGCUACCAAGUUACCGGGCAGCAAAGAAGCUGUGGAAAGUAUGUGUUGAACAUCACACCUUCUUCAGGCUGACUUCCACUGAGGCCAUCCCGAAGAGCAGGUUCCUGGCACUGGGCUCCAAGUUCCGCUACAGCGGCCGGACACAGGCACAGACGCGGCAGGCAAGCGCCCUGAUCGACCGGCCCGCGCCCCAGUUCGAGCGCACGGCCAGCAAGAGAGCGUCCAGGAGCCUCGAUGGAGCAGUGGCUGUGAUAACCCCAGAGCGGAGUCCCCGGCCCACCUCAGCCCCAGCCAUCGCUCAGAGCCACGCUGCAGAGCCAGCCCCAGCUAAGCCCGACCUGAAGGAUGUGGCCACAUCUAAAGUAGGGAAGGAAACAGCGAAAUCUGAUGUGAGAUGUGAAGAAUUGCCACCAGAGAAACCCAAGGAGCCAGUGGAUGUCUCAAGGGUGAGGAAAACACACAUUGAGGUCACAGUCCCCACCACGAAUGGUGCGCAGCCCCAGCAGCCUGCAGAAAAAGAGGAAGAGCUGAUAAGAAUGAGGAAGAAGAGAUCAAAGAGGCUAGAUGGUGAAAACAUUUAUAUCAGGCAUAGCAAUUUAAUGUUGGAGGAUCUAGAUAAGACGCAGGAAGAAAUAAAGAAGCACCAUGCCAACAUCAGUGAGCUGAAGAAGAACUUCAUGGAGUCCGUCCCCGAGCCCCGGCCGAGUGAGUGGGACAAACGUUUGUCCACCCACUCUCCUUUCCGAAGCCUCAACAUCAACGGGCAGAUUCCCACGGGAGCAGAUGGAGUCAAGAAAGUCACUGUCCCGUCUUCUGAAAGACAGGUUGGUGGGCUUGAGACACGGGAACGGCCUCUGUUAGUACAGGAUGAAGACAAACUAAAAAAGCAGGAGAUACCUACUGAGACAGCCAUUCCCCGGCCAGCAAGUGAAGCAACUCUUCCAAAGGUUUCUAUUGCAAUCCCUGAAGAGCAGAAAUCACUCAAAAAGUGUCACCUGUACUCUAGCCUUUUUCCUUCUCCACGCAUUCCCUUUAUGAUGUCCUUUCUUCUGGUCAUAGCACUGACUGUUUGGUGGCUGGUCUUUCUCUGAGUGGCAACAGGGUCGUGUUGAAACCUCAAGACCAAAGCUCCUGAAUUUCUUGGCUGUAGUCUGCUGCAUCUUCCUUGUCCUGGUCUUUAAUCUCCAUAGUUCGCUGUCCCAGGGAGGGACACCCCAUGACUGAUGUGUUAAUCCUGCUCUCUGUCCGUGUGUGGCUGUGAUGGGACCUGAUAGGAGUGGUCGUGGAUUUCCAGGUCCAUUCUCAAGUUUCCUGUGGUGAAAAGCAAAUUCUUUGAACUGUGUUCCCAACUGCAGUGGGAGGGCAGAUGAGGGGAGGAAAUCAUGGGAGGAGAGUCUGGUUUCCCAAGCCCCUGAAAGACUUCCCAUAGGAAUUGCUGGAGAGUUGCUUUUAAGCUUGUUGUUUUAAAUGUGAGAUACUCACAAACUGAAGAACAUUUGAUGUAAAAGGGGCUUUACAGGAAUCUGCUGAAUCACAGAAUCCUGGAAUGGUUUGCGGUUGGAAGGGCCCAUAAAGAUCAUCUUAUUCCACCACCUGCUGAGGGCAGGGAACCUUCCCCUGGACCAGGUUAUUGCAAGUCCCAUCCAACCUGGCCUUGGACACUUACAGGUAUGGGAGUCCACAGCCUCUGUGAGCAAACAGGAGGUUGACUCUCUAGGAGGAACAUUGGAAUCUAAUCCAUAAACACUCCAUUUCUAGGAAACUCAGACUGGUGUUUAAAUAAAAAGUGCUGGUUCUCACUGCUGCUCUUAGUAAUAACUUAGGGACAGUGUCAGCUUUUCACCUUUGACAAAGUAUCCCAGCUUCCCUCUCCACCCCUAUUCUCACAUCCAAGAAAAUACAUAGUGUUAUAGGAGAAAACCCAUAGCAAGGAGAUAUUUAUUGUAAACAUAGAUUAAUAAUUUUUUUUAAUCUGAUGGUCUUGGUGCACUUGGGAUGUGUUUAAUUUGUGUGGAACUAACUGACGCAUGUUUGCUCAGGUCAUAGGGAUGGAGUUACCUGCUGUUUGAGCAUUCCCCCCUGUUGGCAUGUUGGCUUGGCCACAUCAGGACACACUUCUAAUGUUAAACCCCUCGAUUGUUUUUGACUUCUUUAACCAAACUGUUGCAUGCUGGUUGUUGUUUAUUGCCCACAAUGUAAGUGUCUGGAUGAUGCUCCCAUAUAGCCAAGUUAUCUGGCUGAGCUGUGCAGGCUCCAGCCCAACUGGACUGAGUAGAUCUGGUUUGUAAGCUGGAGGGAAGGUAGGACUUUGUGUCUAAGGGGUUUCUUUUCUGUAAAUAGUAAUGACAGGGCUGAGCUGAGGUCCCCAUUUCUCCUUUCAGCACUAAUCUGUGUUCUCCUGUGUUCACUGGAGGACUUGGGCUGGACACAGUCACUCUGAGAACACCCCCUAGUGUCACCAGUGGUGGCAUCUGCUCCAGCAGCAUGGAGGAGAAGGAAGCAGGCCUUUAUUAUAUGGACUAAAAUGUGUGAAUAUAUAUAAAUACCUGUAUUUAUAACCCUUUCUAGAUCUCUAUCUGUGUGAACAGUAUUAUUUUAGGAAGCUAGCAGAUAAGCUUGAAGGAAUAAGGCAGACAUGGCCAUGUGCUGUCUGAUCUGAGGAUCUUUGGGUAUCAUGGACCACUCAAGUCACCUCAUGUGCUCGAUGUACAGGUUGAGGUUCUAAAUGCUGUCUCAGAAACUUAGGUUCAUUCUGCUAGUGAAACCCUUUGUUUUAUUCCCACAGGAAUCUUUCCAAUUCCUCUUGUAACCUGCUCCAAUUAGUUCACCAGUUUGUGCCUUUAGGACUUUGUUUUGUGAGGAUGUUGAUUUUUCACUGGAAAAUAUUCUCCCCUUCUUAAUACACUGCCUUUAAUACACAGUCUUCCUCCUUUGGCACUAGGAAGUGUAGAAGUCUGAGGGUUGUUGUACAGACAUAGUCUGGUGUGAAGGAGGGUGUCGGCAGGCUGCAGCCCUGAAUCCUUGGAGCAUCCCUUGGAAUGCACUUGGACUCCAGCAGAUCAGGUGUGGAGUUUAGGAAGACAGAGGUGGGACCUGGAGAGGAGAAGUGGGGGAGGAUGCUGGGGUGCCAUGUGCUGUGCAGAAAAUGCAGGAUGGAAAAAGUCAGGAGAUACUUGUGGCUGGCAUUCCCUGACUGCAUCUCCUUCCCAAAAUCUUAACACUUGUGAUGAAGAACAGGGAUUGUUUGUUCUCCCCAACCUGGCGUGGAGAGGGAAGAAACAGGAGUUGUUUAUAUCUCUCUCAGUUUUCUGUUCAUAUUUCCUAGAGGUUGAACACACAGGGGCUUCCUUCCCAAAGCCAUUGCUUGAGAUCGCUGCUUGGGAUGCUGUGGUGAGCACUGCUGAGUUUACUGCAUUUCUGAUCCAGUGACAAGAACUCGGAAGCCACACUGGUGGCCUUGGCAAAGCUAUGGUUUCUGUAGUUCUGUCAUCCACUUACAAAGCACCUGAAGUCUUUUGCCCAGAGCAGCCUUAGACCAGAGUGCUCAGGAUGUCUCAUCCCAGCAGAAUAAGAGAUGGGCUCUGUCACCUCUACUCAAUUCUGUAACUCUUUAAUUCAAAUGGUCUCUUUCUCUCUUUUUUAAUCUUGAGGUAAGGCUGGUUGUCAUCAGCAAAAAACCUUGGAAACUUUACACUCUGACAAGGCUUAGGAACAUUUUUGGGAUUUAUAUACCAAUUAUCACUGGAGACUAUAAAGAAAUUGAACAAAUGCUUUCUAUUUCUCUGGCAGUUUAGAGACCAGUUACCUGUAUUCAUCCAGGUAGAUUAUGAUCCCUCCUGACAAAGGAAACCUGUAACAUACCAGGGAGAGAAACCUCAUCUGUCCAGCGCCUCAGGGAUGUGCCCACUGGGCUGCAGCCCCUUUCCCAAUCACUCCUCUGCUUUAUUCCCUGUUUGCUUGUAAUGCAAAGGGAGUGACAGUCCAUGACAAUCCACAUAAGGUCUCAUUCCUGCACAUUCUGUAUCCCGUUUGUGCACAUUCCGUAUUUUUUACACCUUGGUGCUGUGGUUUCCCCCUUUUUCCAUGAUGUCAGCACAGGUUGCAGCACCGAGAGGAGGAUUUUGUGAGUCCUGCUGUCAUCCCUGUGCACAGGGAGAACUGAUUGGCUCCAGUGCUCUUUAAGGGCUGAGCUCUCAGGGGAUCUGUAAAGGAACCAAUACAUGUGGUUUGUUCCUAUUUUCCUCAGGAAUAAAAUUACUGGGAACAGCAGCAGCUCCUGGCUGCCUGCCCCAACACCAGGACCCAUUGACACAGAGAUUCGCACACCCUGUUCAGCCUGGCUGGUGCAGUGCCAUGCUGUGAGUGAUGGAGAGCUGAGUUAUCCCUCCUGCAGGGAAGCUGGAAAUGUCUGCAGUAUGUAACCUUAUCCAGGCUGGCAUGAGAGAUCCGUGUUUUUCAAUGUGACCUGCUGCAGAAAAUGGCAUUUUAGUGUCUGACAUGCUGGUGACCAUAGGCAGGAUAAGUCUGCCAGCAGUUUUGCCCAGUGUUUUGUGGUGUGGUCACUCACCUCUUUGAUGCUCACGUGUAGGAUCCCAUUGGGAGCUGUUGGGGGUUCAGUGCUUCCCAUCACAAUAUUAACGGUCAGCUCCACACUCACUUCCAGAAUUCCUUACCUGGAUUCCAGCUCUUCUGAACACCACCUAAAACACAGGAGUUUCUUGUGCUUUCUUGCUUUAGGAAAAGGUGGACAUCAGUAUUUUGAAGGAGCAGAUGUGCCAGAACCAAUAGCUUGGAACUUGGAUUCAGCUCCAAGUCUGUGAUGAUACUUGAGGUCUUCACUGCAGUAAAACAACAUCACUUUUUCAACUGCUGAAGGGGAGCAAAUAAAUGAGGGUGUUGGCUGCAUCUCCUCCCACAUCCUGCCUUACUGGGGGAGUGAUGGUGAGCUGAGGACUUUCCAUGGGCAGCUCAGUCAGGGCAGUAUUCAGCCAAGACUGGCUCCCCUCUCUUUUGUUUUGUCCAGUAACUACUGAAGACCCUAAAGAGUAGGUAUUCCACAUCUCCCUCCUAUCCUGAAAUAAUCAGGAGAGGUGGAUUUCCUCAGCACUAAGGGAAGUGGUUUGUGUUUGGAGGAAUGAGGCUUGGCUGUACCACCAGCUCCUGGGAAGGUUAUCAUAGAAUCAUGAAAUACCCUGAGUUGGAAGAGACCCACAAACAUCAACAAGUCCAGAUCCUAAUGGUUAUGGGCAAAGUCUUUGACUUCACAUCAGUGUCAGUAAUUUGUCCCUCCGAGAAUUGUUCCGCUACUUUAUUAGGUUUUCUUUUUUCCUUGUCAUGAGUUGAUGGUACCUGUUCUGUCCUACAGGAUGACAGAAACUCCUUGGUCUUUACUUAUUAGAGGGUGACACUGGAGAACCUGACAGAGGUGGUCAUUCUUGUGUCUCUGUUUGCAUCUGUUGUGGUUUGUGGGGCUGGAGGGAAGGACUGGCCUUGUUUUGGGCCCCUUUGGGAUCUUUUAGCAAUGGUAGACAGUCCUGUUGGAUCAGUCUGUGGGGACUAGAAAUACUUUAUUUUUUACCUAAAAUGCUCUCUUUUGGAACACUUUUUUGGUUUUGUAUUUUUUCUCAGAUUUUUCUUUGUAAAUAUGUACAUUUAUCCAUUAAUAAAUGUUACUGCAAAACAGAUCUUUCUUUCCACUGCUUAUUAACCAAAAAAGCUAUAUAUGCCCUGUGUUAGUGACUUCCUUGGACUAACCCUCAAUAUUCCUUUCUCAAAGCAGGACCCCUCAGACCAUGAGUCAUUGCUGAUGGCAUUCACGGUGUAGGGUCUGCUGGACGCUCUUGGGUGUGAGUUGGGUGCUCCUGAGGAGAGGGAGUAGACAAGGCUGCAGCUCUGAGCUCUCAAACUGACCAGAAUCAUUCAACUGAGGAUUAAAUCCAGCUUGGUUUAAGACAGGCUUUGUAUACAGUAUUCCCCUACUACAUGCUUAAUGUGACUCUAACACCUUCUCCCUCUUCACUUAGGAGACUGUGUGGUAGGAAAAGUUAAUUGCAGAAAGUUGUUCUGAGAGCAGAAGUGAGGCAGCUCCUGCACAGCUCAGCUACAAGAGCCUUUGUCCCAUCUGGUGUGUUAAUCUGGGGACAAAAAUGCUUCUUUUGGGUUUUGUAAGUGAAGAAACCACAUUCCUAAUGAACCGCUGUUCCUCAGCUACAAUACGAGCUUCUGGUAGAUUUUUUCUGGUUGAAGCUCAGGCUGUAAUUCAAGGCUGUGUGAAGAGUCAGUUUUAAGUCCCAAGUUUUGUGAGAUUACAGGAAGGCAGAUAUGGCUGCUCAUAGUGCUGAUUCCUGAGAUGAGCCUGGAACCGAGGCAGAGCUGUAACUUCAAUUAUGGAAUGAAGGAAGUGGAAUGAGCAGCACAAAAUUGAUGGCAUUGAUAAACCCUGAUUUUAUCCCCUCUUUUCACCAGCUGCUGCUGCACUAAGGCAGCUCUUGCAAUGCCACUACUUUGUUCUCUGCAGAGGGAUUUUGGAAUAAAAAACCCUUUAUGAGAGAGUACCUGUCUCACAGAAGGGAUGGGAAGGAGACCAGUGGGAGUGGGCAGAGGAAUCUUAUUGCCUAACAACCUUAUUUUGAUAAUUGAAGUAUUGAUCUUGAGGUUGAUUCAUGUUGCCAAGUCAUCAAUGCAAUGAUUGGAGGUGGUUGCUGUGUGUUGUGUAAUAUAUUGGAUCCUUGUUCAGAACAGAAUUUAGUCUUUUGAAGGUUUGGACACACUGUGUUUUCCAGCAUUACUUUUAAUUUUGGUCAAAAUCUCUUUUAUGCAUCUAUUGUCUGGGUAGGCUGGUCACAAUGUUGUGAUCUGAUCAAUGACAGUGAAAAAAUUCGUUGAAAAACACAAAUUUGUAGAUAAUGUCCAUGCUUUUCAACGCCAGGGUGUUUUAAACAGCUUCUAAAUGUUUUUAAUUUUUACCUUAAGGCAAAGCAGUUCUGUAAGGCAGUGGUGGGUACUGUAAAGUAAGGAUCUCUUGUUUUCUGCUUUAUAAUACUUUUUACCCAAGUGCUUUGCCAGCUAUGAGGUUGAGCAUCAGUUGAUCUGGGAGCGUUCUCUGGUGAGUGUGGUUUGCUGCAAAGCAACAUUAUCUCCUUGUGCAUCCCUAGACAUUCACUCCGAGCCUGUGAGCUUCUGUGGAUCGUUGUUUGGGGAUAACCUAAUAACAGCGUCACCAAUUCCAUUGCCAUUCUGGGAAGGGAACAGGACUGGGAAGUAUUUAACCAGCUGGGAUUCCCAACAUUUCAUGUGGUGGUUGUAGGGAGUUACUGUGUGCUAUAAUUUCAUGGUUUUAGCAAUUUUUAUUAAAUAGUAACUGGUAGUUGGCAUCAUUUUAGUGCUCCUUAAGUUUUCUGCAGGAUAAUAGUCUGAUUUGGGGUGGAAAUAAUGGAAUAUUCAGAGAGAGGCAUGAGAAAAAACAUCUACUCUGACAGCAUAGGGCAGCUGGGUCAUACAAAUAGAUUCUGAUCCCAAACAGCAGUGUCUUGAAAAAAUUCAGGCAAACCAAUUUAUACAAAACCACUUUCUGAGAAAAAUAAAUCCUUUUGGCCGCUGGUAUCAAA
This is a messenger RNA of Catharus ustulatus (Swainson's thrush), 9087 nucleotides long. It is a transcript of the gene EPB41, whose product is annotated as erythrocyte membrane protein band 4.1. The coding region runs from base 70 to 2571 and encodes 833 amino acids. NCBI's taxonomy places the organism in Eukaryota, Metazoa, Chordata, Aves, Passeriformes, Turdidae. The record is from RefSeq and is a predicted model, not a curated record. Gene Ontology annotation, cellular component: plasma membrane; cytoskeleton. The transcript has 18 exons. Gene Ontology annotation, molecular function: actin binding; structural molecule activity. Gene Ontology annotation, biological process: cortical actin cytoskeleton organization.